AAUUUCAAGAUCAAAAACAAAACAGAAAACAUUGAAUUAAAACAAACGAAAAUGUAGUUUACAGGAUAGUCGUUUUUAUAAAAUAUUAGUUUUCCUUCAAUAAGUUUUCGUAAAAGACACACAAUGCUCCCACCUCAGGGUCCGUCUGGAGUUCAUCAUGGCCUAAUGACAGCAGAAGCUUUAAGGAGACUAUACAAAGAAGUUGAAGAAGUUCUCAACGAGUACAGUAUAAACAGCAAAACGAGACGACCAUGGGUAGUCGAGGCGUUGCAUCACUCGAGUCGUCACUCCCGUAUCUCUUGGCUGUCAACCCUCGUUUUGUUAGUGUCUGCAGCUAUAUUUCUCCUAGCGCCUGUACUCAAUCACAGACUUGAAGGGGAUCGAUGUAUUCAGCUGCAAGGACUUAUCGUGUUGGUAUUACUGAUGGUCAACUUGAUAUUCAACCUGCUUGACUCAAAACUUCGACAUGAGGAAAUGUACAAGAAAGCAGUAAAAAUCACAGCCAUAUUGAAGAGAUGCAGUGAGGUGUGCAACUGGAAGGCAGAUAACUACCCUCACCUCUGCUCCCCCUACUCUCCAUGUAUCACACUGCAGUGGACCUACAGAGACGGGAGAUUAGUCAACCUACCCUGGGCCUUGUUAGUGGGAGGAGACACGGUGAUGAUACGACCUGGGCAACCUGCUCCUGGACACUGUGUACCACUAGAUGACAAAGACUGUCCAGAGCUACGUAGAGGGGAAGUGUACAGUCCGCUGCCUAAUGGUGGGGGACACGAGGCGUUCUCCACACCCAUGGCUAGACUGCCACUGCCGUCACAGGCUUACGUCAUGAAGGAGACACCGUACUUACGCAACUUGCGACAGGCACUAAACGAAGCAACCUUGCGACCUCCAACGUUUCACGAUCGUAGACGUCAUCUUCUAGUCAGCAACUGUGUGGAGCAGUUAGCACUGCUGGCUAUGUGGUUGGUAGCCCUGCUGGUGAACACGUUGCGCUACGUGUAUGUCUCGGACUGGCUCAGUAGCGGGUCUAUGUACGAGAUGCUGCUGCUUGGACCCUUGACUACAGUGUUGCCACUACUGCCACUCGUGCUGCCUUGCGCGUGGAUCGCGCUCAACAGUUACGGCAACGCUAGACUGAUUGCGUUGCAGCACAUCCAAGAGUCUCCCAAGGAGGAAUGUGACCCGUUUGACGAGACAGACUUUGAAGAUACCAAGACAUCCUGGAGUUCUCCGUCCUGUCUACAGGUGAAACAGCUGUUCUGGGAUGUGCUGUGUGGACGAGACCACAGUCUGGCCAGGAGUGCCAACCUACUACACGUGCUCGGCUCUGUCACGGCUCUAUGCUGUGUGGACAAAAAGGGAAUUCUGUCAUGGCCUAACCCUACAGCUGAAAAAGUGUUUUUCCUUCGAAGUGCCAAAGAACCCACGCCAAAUGCUAGUGACAGUGGGGUGGAGGGAGGAGGGGUGGGUGGUGGAGGAGCAGACAUGGAGAGUCAUACCAAUCUACUGCAACCAACCCCUACACACCACAAGCAACAUAACAACGAGGCCCAGACAGUAGCCGAGGUUCUGGAUCUCACUCAUGACAAUGCUUGUCCGUUCCGACUCCACUUUGACGACACGUCGUGGAACCGCCACCUCAAGUCACUGAAGCCACUCGGGUUGGCAAUACUGCUCAACACGUGCAACAUGGACACUCAGGACCACUACACGCAGUUCUGCUCUCACGUCACUUGUGAGGCGUUGUACAACGAGGAUCUGGUGCCCGUCGCCAACCGCAGUUCUCCGUUAAGGAGGAAAGACUCGUCAGCAGUGCACUGGGAUAUGAGGCAUAUGAAAGUGCAUCAUUUCUUGAGGAGAUGUCUCUGUGAGUUAGCCAAGCAGAUUGGUUUCACCGAUGGAGCUCCGAAGAUAUUUACCUUGGAUCAACAACUGUCUACGUUUCGACAUGUGCAACCAGAAACAGUCCGACGAGACAUCAAGUUUGCCCGAACGCUCGCUCUUGCGACCAAACUCAAGUUUCCGUUCCCGCACAUGGUCGCUGUUGUUGUCAAGGACAAGUCCAACCACAAUAGUCUUCAGCUGUUUUCCCAAGGCACAGCUGACAUUGUGUUAGAUGCCUGUGUGGACUUCUACGACGGAAAAGAGCUUCACACGUUGUCAUCAGCUGACAGGAAGAAAGUUCAGGACUUUUACCAGCGUACAAGUCUGACUGCGUAUUGCACUGCGUUUGCCUACAGACCUUUACCAGAGGUUGCGUCUGUGAGUGAGCAGUUGACCAGGGUAUAUCUGGAGUUGCCAGCUGAUGCUCAACACCUGUAUAUGCCUCACAGAUCUCCCUCUCCCUCGGCCGCCCUGGGCCAGGGACUGCUGGACCACUCGCUGUCUGCUGAUUCGCUCCUGGCGAGUGACUCGUACGAAGAACAUAUCACAGACAUAAACAAUUGCUUCAAGAUCCAAUGUAACCAGAUAUUCAUCGGGAUGGUGACCAUGCAGUACCAGGCCUUAUCCGAGAUGGUUCAACUUAUUGAUCAGCUGGAACGUGCCUGUAUCAGGUUUGUUCACUUCAGCAAGGAGAACGAACUUCGUUCCAGAGUGUUCUCUGAGAAGAUGGGCCUAGAGAGCGGAUGGAACUGUCACAUAUCACUGUUAAGCGAGAGAUCGAGUGAUACAAUAAAGAUGGCUGCCCCUCCCCCCUCCUCCACAGACGGCGACAGUCGAGACGAUCUUCACCCUUUGCUUGCUAACCACGGUGGUACACUCAGUAGCUCCAGAGCCAUGAGUAUGUCUGCACCGUCGGCCAUCAACAUGGAGCAUCGCUCUUCUGACGUUAAUCAGCUUGUGACAAUGGAGGAUGAUUGUCCAGACCUGAGCCACGGAGAUGCGUGGCAGUCACUCAGUUGUCUGACAGACAGCACAGAACAAAGCGCUCCUGUCAACUUUGACAUGUCUAACAGGGCCAAACUACCCCGUGGCAUAGACAAGAUCAGGCCUCACCUGGAGUUGGUGGACAAUGUGCCUCUGUUGGUAUCACUGUUUACUGACUGCACAGUGUCGACAACCCGAGAGAUGAUCCACAUAAUGCAGGAUUACGGAGAGACUGUGUGUGUGAUGGGUUCGUCAGCUAAUGCAGACAACGUGGGCAUCUUCCUGCAAGCCAACGCUAGCCUGGCAGUGGAGCCCCUGUUCCCCCAGGUGUGUCAGAAAGUGAGUGUGUUUCAAGAGACGACGUCACAGCAAGGACAAUCUCCGGUUUAUUUGUCCAACACCCUCAACUCGCUACCAUGCUGCAUGCAGGACGCCAGCUCCAUCUUUCUGCUGAUAAUGGAGGCUAGACACUUCAUGCAGUGUGCCUGGAGCAGUAUACAGUACUGGGUGUGCUGUCUACUCACACUAACUACAGUCCAACUGCUUGCUGCCAUGUUUCUGCUACCUCCAAUAUUCACAUUGGGCCAGGUGUUGUGGCUGUCCGUGGUGAUCACUCCGCUGUUGUCACUGUCACUGGUCGCUGCCAAGACUGAUCCUCAGGUGAUGCACCGAGCCACAGGCAAGAACCACACCACUCUCAAUACUGAGAUGGCAGUGUUUGUGCUGUGGUGUUAUGGAGUCAAGUUUGUCAUCACCAUGGUGCUGGCCCCAGUCAUGUUUGCUGGGACAUUGUCUCUAUACUGUUUCCAGCUGCAGCCUGAAGCUACUACGAGCCAGUGUGGUACUUUACCCCCAACAGUCAUACAGCAGUGCAGCCAAUGUAACAACACAGUGGCCUGGGGUGGCUGGUCAGAGUAUCCCUUGCACCUACAAUCUGCUAGGUUGGCAAUAUGUGGUCUAGUGGUGCUGCAUUUUUUGGUCAUUUCCAUCAGUUUCGUCUACAGGGAACGGCUGAUUUGGAGGCGAGCUCCAUGGAAAAAUGUUGUUUGGGUUUUCACAUUCUUCCUAGUGCUGGGUCUUCAGAGCGGGUUUACAUUGUUGUCCCUGCAGUGGCACGGCUACCAAUACGACACGGCUGAAACUGGCUGGCCUGAAAUGCCUGUUGUGUUGGUAACACUCACUUCUCUUCCUCUCGUCUUCCUCGUCAACGAGUCUGUCAAGUGGCAAGAGAUCAAGGCUAACGAAAGGUAUCAGAAAAGAGCGCGGUUGGAUUUUGGGACCAAGCUGGGUAUGAACUCUCCAUUUUGAAACAUCAAUUUUUGGAGCCGCAGCCCACAAGUCCAACAUCACUGUCUCCUUUGUCUUCACAAAAGAUAAGAAUUUUAUUUUAUAAAGACGUAGAAAGUAUCUUCUGAAACCAGUACAGCAGAUUUAAAAUAGUCUGAUGUAUAUUUUUGCUAAUAUUUUUCAUAUAAUCGUAUUUGUGUAAACUUUUACUUAUAAGACUGCCAUAUUGAAUCGUCAGUUUAAUUUUGAAAAAAUAAUGUCUCUGGCGACUCAGUGGGAUUACAUAAAUUAACGCUAAUCAAAUGCAUAUCCAUUGUCUUUUGGAAGAUAAUGAAAUUUUUAACAUUUGAGCAUUUUUGUUAAUUUAGUUUUAAACUUUUAAUUGUUGAUGUAGAAUUUGUUUAGAAAGUUCUUAGAACUUAAAGUUAUUUUGUUGAACUUAGUUGUGAUUUUAUGCUUUUAUACCAAGUACUGUACUUAAAACUGUCUAUGCUUAGAUGUCACUGAUUUAACAGUUUCUAAGUAGUAUUUAUUCAUUUGUCAAAUAAUAAUUUUGCAAUUUAUCUUUACAAAGAGGAUAAAUACAAAUAAAAAACCAAUCCCCUAACUAUUUAGUCAUUUUCACUGUGUUCAGUAUUUUUUAAAUUGAAAUAUAAAUGUGUCAUUACUUGUAAAUAAAUGGUGUACAAUUUAAUUGAAACAUAUUUAGAACUGCAAUUGUUUUCUCAUUAAAGAGACAUGGUUGAAGAUACUGCUUACAAAAUCGUGGGUUACGCCCAGGAAAUUGAAAAAAAAUUUAUAUUUUAAGUCAUGUUUAAGUUUAACUCGAUUCCUAAAUAGUUUGCCGUUAUCUUUUUCUUAAAUUAAAAUAGAGCCAUGGUCAAACUAAAUAUAAGCUGUAUUUUUUAUCCAAAAUAAAAAUCUGUGAAUUAAUUAACAAAGCAUUAUUAUAUGGUAAGGACUAUGUUAAUGUUGAAAAUUUUGAUCAAAACAAAGGUUAAAUGCGACUUAAUAUCGUUAUAUAGUUCAUUAUCGUUCAUAUAUUUUGGGUCUGUUUUGGACUCAAUUAUUGCUUUGGACUAUAAAUUGCUGGCUGAUGAUAUUGUAAGUCAAUCAGCUGAUAAGAUAAAAGAAUACAAGUCCUUACAUUUUACUCACUAAGAAACAUACCUCUUGCACUCUUUUCUUUGUUCACUCUUUAAAUUGUCAAACUUGUUUAACUUUACCUACAGUUAUGAUAUUAUCUGUACAUAUUAUAUUGUAUGAUAUUAUCCGUGAUGAGAUUUCGGAAUGUUUACUGUCUAAUCAUAUAACGUUGUCUUGUAAGUUAAAACUGUAAGAUAUCAAAAGUACUGCCUCAAUAAGAACU
Molecule: messenger RNA, 5527 nt
Organism: Macrosteles quadrilineatus (aster leafhopper)
Lineage: Eukaryota; Metazoa; Arthropoda; Insecta; Hemiptera; Cicadellidae
Product: transmembrane protein 94
Exons: 33
Coding region: 124-4179 (1351 amino acids)
Molecular function (GO): nucleotide binding
Source: RefSeq, a predicted model, not a curated record